Lachancea lanzarotensis is the source of this 789-nucleotide messenger RNA. Its product is annotated as LALA0S04e02146g1_1. Bases 1 to 789 code for a protein of 262 amino acids. Gene Ontology annotation, biological process: sterol biosynthetic process. The transcript has a single exon. The record is from RefSeq and is a predicted model, not a curated record. NCBI's taxonomy places the organism in Eukaryota, Fungi, Ascomycota, Saccharomycetes, Saccharomycetales, Saccharomycetaceae. Gene Ontology annotation, cellular component: endoplasmic reticulum.
AUGGCUAGAAAAUCAGCCAAGAUAGAUGCGAAUGAGCAUAGUCGCAGUAAUGAGUCCAUUAGCAGUUUAACGCGACCCCAAUUGUAUGGUAUUUACGACCCAGACAUCACUAUAAGCGAGGAUAACGAAGUAUACGAAGAAGCAAAAAAAUCAGUGGGAAAGUUUCCAAAAGCUUGGAGAAAGACCGCUGCUCAAGCAGAGCACCAAUCGGCUGUCCAAAAAAGUGUUCAGUUGCUGUGGUCUUUGUCGCUGCUGGGAGUUGCCGGAAUUUCGUACAACGAGCUCAGCAAGCAACUGCAUGACAAUCACGAACUACACGCACAACUGGCUUCAAGACCAUUGGCUUUGGGAGUGGAGAUUUGCAGGACCCUCAGUUUCGGUAUGGUGCCAACAUGGCUGGCUUACGCGCUGGAAGGUGUGCUUUUUGGCGCUUUGCUUCCUCUUAUCGAGACGCUGGGAGGUCGUCCAGUGCAAACCACGACUUUUGCUUCGUUCUUGCGUUGUGUCAAUGCAACUUUGGGCGUGGCUUUUGGCAUUCGCAGAAUAGAAUGGAGCUCCUCGCUACAAGCUAGCGGUGCAUGGUUUUUGCUCAACAUUGUUCUUUGGAUGUUUUUCGAUGGAACGCCGUCGAUGCUGCUGGGAUGUUUAGGAAUUGGAACAAUCGCUUCAAUAACCUGUUACCGUGACGUGACGGACUAUUCGCAAAUGUUGUAUUUCAUGGAUUUUUAUUUCCUGGGUCUACUGCUAUUUGGAAAGCUAGGAAGAUAUCUUUACGGACAAAAAUCGUAG